This is a messenger RNA of Penaeus monodon (black tiger shrimp), 1959 nucleotides long. RefSeq lists its product as uncharacterized. The record is from RefSeq and is a predicted model, not a curated record. Bases 100 to 1428 code for a protein of 442 amino acids. The transcript is spliced from 11 exons. NCBI's taxonomy places the organism in Eukaryota, Metazoa, Arthropoda, Malacostraca, Decapoda, Penaeidae.
UUCAGUGGCAUAAUAUAUAUUUGGGUAGUAGAGGGUGAGAGGAAUCCAAUAUUGUGAUCAGUCACGUGAAGAUGCUAGAAGAGUAAUGUGGACUCAGUGAUGUUGAGACCUGUUUUAUCCCAAUCUUGUCAGUGGCUACUCUGGGCCCUUCCCAGAGUUGUCACAAAUACAGCUUGUGGUGAAGCAAAUGUAAAACCUCAUGCACUUCAGUUCAGCACAAGCCCAAAUUUUCAGAAGACCAAAAGCCGAAGAUUGUAUCUAAAAGGAGUGCAGUCGAUUAUUCUACAUCAUUACAAUGACCUGAAGACAUCAGAAGCAAACACAUUCGUCAGCAAAAAUCCAAAGUUGAAAAAUUUAGACAAACUGCAGCUUGAUGCAAUGCUGACACUCCUGAAGCAUCAAGAAUACAGCUGGGAGGACAUUCGACAGCACAAGGAUGUCCUGACCCUGAUGCCUAGCCAACUGAGUGAUCGUCUCAAGUUCUUGGAGGAGUUUUCGAUCCCGAAACCCACACUCCACGAGCUAGUGUAUGCCCAGGCGUACAUGCACUGCACAGUGGGAUUCUUACGGAAAUAUGGAAUAUAUAGUGAGAACUUUGAUAUUAUAGCUCACCUGUUCAAAAAUAUAAAGCCCCUGGAAUUGCCAGAAACUUUUUUAGAUGAAUUUCAAGAGCAAUACAAAAACAACUUGGAUGAGAUACCGCUGUCAGAGUUAUAUUUUAAGAUUCUGAAGAAAUAUCUAACAAUGAGGUUCCCAUCAGACUCUAUGGCAGUUGAAAUACUUUUCAAGGGUGACUGGUCCCCAGCCUGGAAGCCUCUUGUUUCCUAUCAAGAUAUUUGUAACAUUAUUGUAGACACGCUUGGGCUAGACUUCAGUUAUGUGAUGUCCAACACAUGUCUUCUGAAUAUAGAUCCAGUAAAUGUGAUCAAUCUACUUGAAAAAUACCCAAAGCUUGGGGGAGUAUCAACAACAGAGGUGGCUGUCAAAGAUCCUGAACUGCUUCUCAUUCCUUUUUCGAAGAUAGAAAGAUGGACAAAAAUGUUACGGAAGUACAAAGUGACAAAGUUCAGUAUCUCAAAAGAGACUUUGCGCUUUUUCCGAUGCAGCGAUUUUGCAGAAGUGGAAGAGAGAUUAAAAGUGCUGAGUCAGUUACCGGAGUGGAAGAUUAUAAGCUUGUCAGAUCAGCUCUUUGUGAUCUUGAGAAAACCCUAUGGUUUGAAAAGAUUGCUUGAUGCAAUGCACUCAGGACAAGUUAUCAACAACCUGUCUUCUGCCACUCAGGAUCCAAAUGUGCCAGUACAAAGAUGCCGUCGCCUCCCCCAAGAGGUUGCAGCAUACAUAGCUGAAGAACUCAGCAUAGAAGAGUAUGAGGCAUGUAUUUUGAUCUUUCUUUCUUUCUCCCUUCUUCCCCUGUGUUGUUGUUGUUAAAAAGAGAUGCAAUAGGACUGGUGUGAUUAUUUUGUUGUUGUUUUCUUAUUACUUUCUAUUUCCCCUAUAUCUGGUACAAAUGGUGUAAUGAAUAGGUAUUACUUAGGUAUUAUGCCUUAUUGCAAGCAGGGCAGUUUCAUAAUGGAUCCAAGAACCAGGUAAGGCAAAAAUAAUUGUAAAUCACCCAGGCAUUUCCUCAAACUCACCUUUCAUUUAGAUUUUUAUGGAUGCUAAAGAGCAGUUCUGGCCUUAACUGUCAAGAUUAGCAUGAGUAGAGAAACAAGAUACACACUAUUCAACAAGAUACCCUCAAGCAACAAGGGUACUCCACAUGAAAAGAUAUGGUAUGAUAUAGGGAUUCAUGUGUUAAAAAGGAAUUAUUAGUAUUUUGUGCAAGAACAAGAGGAAUACUGCACAGCAAAAGGCAAGGGACCCACAUUUUUUGCAUGGAUAUAUUUUGUUUAUAAAGAAAAUAAAAGAUGUUUCUGGCUGCUUAUUUUUUAAAUAUCCCUUCACACAACAGAAAUUGCA